AUGCUGAAGUUCAAAUAUGGAGCACGGAAUCUGCUGGACGCUGGUGCUACUGAACCCAUUGCCACCCGGGCCUCCAGGCUGAAUCAUUUCUUCCAGGGGAAACCACCCUUUCUGACUCAACAGCAGAUGUCUCCGCUUUCCCGAGAAGGGAUAUUAGAUGCCCUCUUCGUUCUCUUCGGAGAAUGCAGUCAGCCUGCUCUGAUGAAGAUCAAGCACGUGAGCAACUUUGUCCGGAAGUAUUCCGACACCAUAGCUGAGUUACAGGAGCUCCAGCCUUCAGCCAAGGACUUUGAAGUCCGAAGUCUUGUGGGCUGUGGUCACUUUGCUGAAGUGCAGGUGGUAAGGGAGCGAGCCACCGGGGACAUCUAUGCCAUGAAAGUCAUGAAGAAGAAGACCUUGUUGGCCCAAGAGCAGGUUUCAUUUUUUGAGGAAGAACUGAACAUAUUAUCUCGGAGCACAAGCCCUUGGAUCCCCCAGUUACAGUACGCCUUUCAGGACAAAAAUAACCUCUAUCUGGUCAUGGAAUAUCAACCUGGAGGCGACUUGCUGUCACUUUUGAAUAGAUAUGAGGACCAAUUAGAUGAAAAUAUGAUUCAGUUUUACCUAGCCGAACUGAUUUUGGCUGUUCACAGCGUUCAUCAGAUGGGAUAUGUACAUCGAGACAUCAAACCCGAGAAUAUUCUCAUUGACCGAACAGGACACAUCAAGCUUGUGGAUUUUGGAUCAGCGGCUAAAAUGAACUCAAAUAAGAUGGUGAAUGCCAAGCUCCCAGUUGGGACUCCAGAUUACAUGGCCCCUGAAGUGUUGACUGUGCUGAAUGGGGAUGGGAAAGGCACCUACAGUCUUGACUGUGACUGGUGGUCGGUGGGUGUGAUCGCCUACGAGAUGGUGUACGGAAGGUCCCCGUUCACUGAGGGGACCUCAGCCAGAACCUUCAAUAACAUCAUGAAUUUCCAGCGGUUUUUGAAGUUUCCCGAUGACCCCAAAGUUAGCAGUGAAUUACUUGAUCUGAUUCAGAGUUUGCUGUGUGGCCAGAAAGAGAGACUGAAGUUUGAAGGCCUUUGCUGCCACCCUUUCUUCUCUAAAAUUGACUGGAAUAACAUCCGUAACUCUCCUCCCCCCUUCGUUCCCACCCUCAAAUCUGAUGAUGACACCUCCAAUUUUGAUGAACCAGAGAAGAAUUCGUGGGUUUCAUCCUCUCCGUGCCAGCUGAACCUCUCAGGUUUCUCGGGCGAAGAACUGCCGUUUGUGGGGUUUUCGUAUAGCAAGGCACUGGGGAUUCUUGGUAGAUCUGAGUCUGUCGUGUCAAAUCUGGACUCCCCUGCCAAGACUAGCUCCAUGGAAAAGAAACUUCUCAUCAAAAGCAAAGAGCUGCAAGACUCCCAGGACAAGUGUCACAAGAUGGAGCAGGAAAUGACCCGGUUACAUCGGAGAGUGUCAGAGGUGGAGGCUGUUCUUAGUCAGAAGGAGGUGGAGCUGAAGGCCUCUGAGACUCAGAGAUCCCUCCUGGAGCAGGACCUUGCCACCUACAUCACAGAAUGCAGUAGCUUAAAGCGAAGUUUGGAGCAAGCACGGAUGGAGGUGUCCCAGGAGGAUGACAAAGCACUGCAGCUUCUCCAUGAUAUCCGAGAGCAGAGCCGGAAGCUCCAGGAAAUCAAAGAGCAGGAGUACCAGGCUCAAGUGGAAGAAAUGAGGUUGAUGAUGAAUCAGUUGGAAGAGGACCUUGUUUCGGCAAGGAGACGGAGUGAUCUCUAUGAAUCGGAGUUGAGAGAGUCUCGGCUCGCUGCUGAAGAGUUCAAGCGGAAAGCAACAGAAUGUCAGCAUAAACUAAUGAAGGCUAAGGAUCAAGGGAAGCCUGAAGUGGGGGAUUAUUCCAAACUGGAGAAGAUCAAUGCUGAGCAACAGCUCAAAAUUCAGGAGCUCCAAGAGAAGCUGGAAAAGGCUGUGAAAGCCAGCACAGAGGCCACGGAGCUGCUGCAGAAUAUCCGCCAGGCCAAGGAGCGGGCCGAACGUGAGCUGGAGAAGCUGCAGAACCGGGAGGACUCCUCCGAAGGCAUAAAAAAGAAGCUGGUGGAGGCCGAGGAACGCCGCCAUUCUCUGGAGAACAAGGUAAAGAGGCUAGAGACCAUGGAGCGUAGAGAAAACAGACUGAAGGAUGACAUCCAGACAAAAUCCCAACAGAUCCAGCAGAUGGCUGAUAAAAUUCUGGAGCUGGAGGAGAAGCACCGCGAGGCCCAGGUCUCCGCCCAGCACCUAGAGGUGCACCUGAAACAGAAAGAACAGCACUACGAGGAAAAAAUUAAAGUGUUGGACAACCAAAUAAAGAAAGACCUGGCCGAUAAAGAGACUCUGGAGAAUCUGAUGCAGAGACACGAAGAGGAGGCCCACGAGAAGGGCAAAAUUCUCAGUGAGCAGAAGGCGAUGAUCAAUGCUAUGGAUUCCAAGAUCAGAUCCCUGGAACAGAGGAUUGUGGAACUCUCAGAAGCCAACAAACUUGCGGCGAACAGCAGUCUUUUCACACAGAGGAACAUGAAGGCCCAGGAAGAGAUGAUUUCAGAACUCAGGCAACAGAAGUUCUACCUGGAGACACAGGCAGGGAAGCUGGAGGCCCAGAACCGAAAGCUGGAGGAGCAGCUGGAGAAAAUCAGCCACCAAGACCACAGUGACAAGAAUCGGCUGCUGGAGCUGGAGACAAGGUUGAGGGAGGUCAGUCUAGAGCACGAGGAGCAGAAGCUGGAGCUAAAGCGCCAGCUCACAGAGCUGCAGCUCUCGCUGCAGGAGCGCGAGUCCCAGCUGACCGCCCUGCAGGCGGCCCGGGCAGCCCUGGAGAGCCAGCUGCGCCAGGCCAAGACAGAACUGGAAGAGACGACGGCGGAAGCGGAAGAGGAGAUCCAGGCGCUCACGGCACAUAGAGAUGAAAUCCAACGCAAAUUUGAUGCCCUUCGUAACAGCUGUACUGUAAUCACAGACCUGGAGGAACAGCUAAACCAGCUCACUGAGGACAAUGCUGAGCUCAACAACCAAAAUUUCUACUUGUCCAAACAACUCGACGAGGCUUCCGGCGCCAAUGAUGAGAUAGCACAGCUGCGAAGCGAAGUGGACCAUCUUCGCCGUGAGAUCACGGAGAGGGAGAUGCAGCUCACCAGCCAGAAGCAAACGAUGGAGGCUCUGAAGACCACUUGCACGAUGCUGGAAGAACAGGUCAUGGACCUGGAGGCCCUGAACGACGAGCUGCUGGAAAAAGAGCGGCAGUGGGAGGCGUGGAGGAGCGUCCUUGGCGACGAGAAGUCCCAGUUUGAGUGUCGGGUUCGAGAGUUACAGAGGAUGCUGGACACCGAAAAGCAGAGCAGGGCGCGGGCCGACCAGCGGAUCACCGAGUCCCGCCAGGUGGUGGAGCUGGCGGUGAAGGAGCACAAGGCUGAGAUCCUUGCUCUGCAGCAGGCCCUCAAGGAGCAGAAGCUGAAGGCUGAGAGCCUCUCCGACAAGCUCAAUGACCUGGAGAAGAAACAUGCCAUGCUUGAAAUGAACGCCCGCAGUUUACAGCAGAAACUGGAGACUGAACGGGAGCUCAAACAGAGGCUUCUGGAAGAGCAAGCCAAAUUACAGCAGCAGAUGGACAUGCAGAAGAACCACAUCUUCCGUCUGACUCAAGGGCUGCAAGAAGCUCUGGACCGGGCGGAUCUGCUGAAGACGGAAAGGAGCGAUCUGGAAUACCAGCUAGAAAACAUUCAGGUUCUCUAUUCUCACGAAAAGGUGAAAAUGGAAGGUACUAUUUCUCAACAAACCAAACUCAUUGACUUUCUGCAAGCCAAAAUGGACCAGCCCGCUAAGAAGAAAAAGGGUUUAUUUAGUCGACGGAAAGAGGACCCUGCUUUGCCCACACAGGUUCCUCUGCAGUACAAUGAGCUGAAGGUGGCUCUGGAGAAGGAGAAAGCUCGCUGCGCAGAGCUAGAGGAAGCCCUUCAGAAGACCCGCAUCGAGCUCCGGUCUGCCCGGGAGGAAGCUGCCCACCGGAAGGCCACAGACCAUCCACACCCAUCUACGCCAGCCACCGCGAGGCAGCAGAUCGCCAUGUCCGCCAUCGUGCGGUCACCCGAGCACCAGCCCAGUGCCAUGAGCCUGCUGGCCCCGCCAUCCAGCCGCAGAAAGGAGUCGUCCACUCCAGAGGAAUUCAGUCGGCGUCUUAAGGAGCGCAUGCACCACAAUAUUCCUCACCGAUUUAACGUAGGACUGAACAUGCGAGCCACAAAGUGUGCUGUGUGUCUGGAUACUGUGCACUUUGGGCGCCAGGCAUCCAAAUGUCUUGAAUGUCAGGUGAUGUGUCAUCCCAAGUGCUCCACGUGCUUGCCCGCCACCUGUGGCCUGCCAGCCGAGUAUGCCACACACUUUACCGAGGCCUUCUGCCGUGACAAAAUGAACUCCCCAGGUCUUCAGUCCAAGGAGCCCAGCAGCGGCUUGCACCUGGAAGGGUGGAUGAAGGUGCCCAGGAAUAACAAGCGAGGACAGCAAGGCUGGGACAGGAAGUACAUUGUCCUGGAGGGAUCCAAAGUCCUCAUUUAUGACAAUGAAGCCAGAGAAGCUGGACAGAGGCCGGUGGAAGAAUUUGAGCUGUGCCUUCCCGACGGGGAUGUAUCUAUUCAUGGCGCCGUUGGUGCUUCUGAGCUUGCAAAUACAGCCAAAGCAGAUGUCCCCUACAUACUGAAGAUGGAGUCUCACCCGCACACCACCUGCUGGCCCGGGAGGACGCUCUACUUGCUGGCUCCCAGCUUCCCCGACAAACAGCGCUGGGUCACCGCCUUAGAGUCUGUUGUCGCAGGUGGGAGAGUUUCUAGGGAAAAAGCAGAAGCCGAUGCUAAAUUGCUUGGAAACUCCCUGCUGAAACUGGAAGGUGAUGACCGUCUGGACAUGAACUGCACACUGCCCUUCAGCGACCAGGUGGUGUUGGUGGGCACUGAGGAAGGGCUGUACGCACUGAAUGUCUUGAAAAACUCCCUCACCCACGUCCCAGGAAUCGGAGCGGUCUUCCAAAUUUAUAUCAUCAAGGACCUGGAAAAGCUCCUCAUGAUAGCAGGAGAAGAACGGGCUCUGUGCCUUGUUGACGUGAAGAAAGUGAAGCAGUCCCUUGCACAGGCUCACCUUCCUGCCCAGCCCGACAUCUCCCCCAACGUUUUCGAGGCCGUGAAGGGCUGCCACUUGUUUGCUGCCGGCAAGAUUGAGAACGGGCUCUGUAUCUGUGCAGCCAUGCCCAGCAAAGUUGUCAUUCUCCGCUACAACGAAAACCUCAGCAAGUACUGCAUUCGCAAAGAGAUAGAGACCUCAGAGCCCUGCAGCUGCAUCCACUUCACCAAUUACAGUAUCCUCAUUGGAACCAAUAAAUUCUAUGAAAUUGACAUGAAGCAGUACACGCUUGAGGAAUUCCUGGAUAAGAAUGACCAUUCCUUGGCGCCUGCUGUGUUUGCCUCCUCUUCCAACAGUUUCCCUGUCUCGAUCAUGCAGGUGAACGGCGCAGGGCAGCGGGAGGAGUACCUGCUCUGCUUCCACGAAUUUGGGGUGUUCGUGGAUUCUUACGGAAGACGUAGCCGCACAGACGAUCUCAAGUGGAGUCGCUUACCUCUGGCCUUCGCCUACAGAGAACCCUAUCUGUUUGUGACCCACUUCAACUCACUCGAAGUCAUUGAGAUCCAGGCACGCUCCUCUCUGGGGACUCCUGCCCGAGCAUAUUUGGAAAUCCCAAACCCACGCUACUUGGGCCCUGCAAUUUCCUCAGGAGCGAUUUACCUGGCCUCGUCAUACCAGGAUAAAUUAAGGGUCAUUUGCUGCAAAGGAAACCUCGUGAAGGAGUCCGGCACUGACCACCACCGGGGCCCGUCCACCUCCCGCAGUAGCCCCAACAAGCGAGGCCCACCAACGUACAACGAGCACAUCACCAAGCGUGUGGCCUCUAGCCCGGCACCCCCCCCGGAAGGCCCCAGCCACCCGCGAGAGCCAAGCACACCCCACCGCUACCGAGAGGGGCGGACAGAGCUGCGCAGGGACAAGUCUCCGGGCCGCCCCCUGGAGCGGGAGAAGUCGCCAGGCCGGAUGCUCAGCACGCGGAGGGAACGUUCCCCUGGGAGGCUGUUUGAAGACAGCAGCCGGGGCCGGCUGCCUGUGGGAGCUGUGAGGACCCCACUGUCCCAGGUCAAUAAGGUCUGGGACCAGUCUUCAGUGUAAAUCUCAGCCAGGAAAACCAACUCCUCAUCUCAACCUGCAGGAAAACACCACUCUAAGGAACUCUGCUGAAGGGGCCCCCGGCACCCAUCUGCUCAGCCACCCCAAGGCACAGCUGGGCCCAGACCCGCCUCCGUGCGGACAGCCCGCAUCCAGGGGGUGCAGGGGCCGAGCUCUUCCGAGCUGCCAGCGCCUUCCUGCAGUCAUCCUCUGUGCACUUUGUUACUCUUUCAGAGCAUUCAUCAACUUUUAUACCUAGCUCUAGCCUGUACCGGUUCAUCAGAGGAAACCAACCUGCGCUAACUACAACGUGGUUAGAAUCCUAU
Molecule: messenger RNA, 6536 nt
Organism: Enhydra lutris kenyoni (northern sea otter)
Lineage: Eukaryota; Metazoa; Chordata; Mammalia; Carnivora; Mustelidae
Product: citron rho-interacting serine/threonine kinase
Biological process (GO): mitotic cytokinesis; peptidyl-threonine phosphorylation; actomyosin structure organization
Cellular component (GO): cytoplasm; cytoskeleton
Molecular function (GO): ATP binding; protein serine/threonine kinase activity
Source: RefSeq, a predicted model, not a curated record